Manis pentadactyla (Chinese pangolin) is the source of this 2864-nucleotide messenger RNA. RefSeq names its product centrosomal protein 44 (gene CEP44). The record is from RefSeq and is a predicted model, not a curated record. Gene Ontology annotation, cellular component: centrosome; spindle pole. Lineage: Eukaryota; Metazoa; Chordata; Mammalia; Pholidota; Manidae. Bases 1527 to 2690 code for a protein of 387 amino acids. The transcript is spliced from 12 exons.
GCGGGGGCCGCUGGGGUCCGGCGGCGGGGCUCGGCGCGCUGGCACCGGCCGUUCCGAGCACAAACGGGCGACGCGGCGGGCGCCGGGCCUGGGUGCCGCAGGCGGGCUCCGGGGGCGUCCGUGGCGCUGGGCGGCCGGGGCCCUUCCGAGCCGCUGCUGCGCUGGGCCGGGGCUUGUCGCUCCGCUGCCGGCCAGGCGGCCCCGCGGGAGCCCCGACCAGAUCUGCCCUUUUAGUGUUUACAUCGGCUGGAGCGAGGGGAGCCUCGGUCGGCCCUGCUUCUACACCCAGUUAUCCUGUGACACCACCGAAGUAGGAAGAAUCGUGGCCGCUCCUCCUUGGAGACAGGGUCGGAGUUUAGGGCUGGGGACUCGCAGACGGACUGUUCCUCCCGCCGGAUCCUCUGGGCUUGGAGCUGCCUGGGAGGAAAAGAUCCAAAUCCAAGCUGUGCUUGUAUCUUACUCUUCAAACUAUGCUGGUCCUGAAGAGGAUGCAUUCCAGGGAGAUACUUUGUUGUCAGAAAUCCCAUUAUCAGAGGUAGAAGCAAUAGGAGACACUCAUAAAUGUUCCUGUACUUCAGAGAGUGGGAAGAUGGAAAGAUACCAUGAAGUGUUAAAUAAAACAAAUUGCAUGUAGUGGAAAGAUGGAAUUUACAUCUAGAAGGAUUAAAGGAAGUCUGUGGAAGAGAGACGAUUUACAUUAAAGUUAUAGACUAUUUUGGGGGGGAAAUCUGUGCUAGGAAUUAUGUUAAGAUAAAUGGACUUGGGCCGUAAAACAAGCUCAGACAUAACUAUAUUGGUCAAUGACAUAUCUAAGAAUAUUUUUUUGCAGUUAUAACCAGAUUAAUACCCAUUUCAUCUUUCCCAGAAAGGUAAGGGCUGGUCUUGGGAGGUCUUCUCUCUUACUGCUUCCAUAGGUCCAUCUAACCCCUAGUAAUCCUAAAAGGAUGUUAAAUAAGGUUACUUUCUUAGUGUUUUGUAUAAUGUGAUUUCAGGAUCACUUCCUUUUUUUCCCAGUUAUCUACCAUUUGACAGUACCUGAAAUUCUGCUUAAAAAUGUAAAUGUUUAGCUAAAAAUUGAUGAACUGAAAAAUACUAAAUCCCAUGCAUGCAUGUAUAAAAUUAUAUUCAAUGACCCAUGCCUUACCAUGUUGAUAAACAAGAAGAAACUUGGAACAGUGAGAUACUGUGUUCCUGAAGAUGAGGAGAGGGUACAGAAUUAGGUGGCUAGGCGCUUAAAAUAGGAAAGCUUUUCGAACUUAGGAUUUUUGCGAAUUGCUAGACUUAUUACUACUAGUUAUGUAUAGAUACAGAGAAGGUGUGCGAGGAGACGAUUUGUAUCCCAGGCAACUCUGGAAUGUUGACGAGCCGGGAAAGAUCAUGCUGACUCUACUUCACCUGAUUUAUGAGUUUUGUUUUGUUUUUACUGUCAAUGACUUCAUUUUAAAGGAGCUUCAUUCCCAGAGGAUUCAUUUCUCAAGGUGAAAAAUUAGAUUUCAAAGGCUGAAGCUGAAUGUAAGUGUUAAAUAAUGGCAACUGGUGACUUAAAAAGAAGCUUACGGAACCUAGAGCAAGUGCUUCGCUCUCUAAAUUAUCCUAACGAGGUGGAUUGUGUGGGCUUGGUGAAGGGGGAUCCAGCAGCAUGUCUGCCCAUCAUCAGCUAUUCCCUCACCUCAUACUCACCUUACGUAGCGGAGCUUCUGGUGGAAUCCAAUACAGAGCUCGUGGCAAAGAACGACUUGCGCUUUGUGGAUACUGUCUAUAAGCUUCUUCGUGAUCGAUUUAAUUAUAAACCAAUCUUGACAAAAAAGCAGUUUCUCCAGUGUGGGUUUGCAGAAUGGAAAAUCCAAAUCAUUUGUGAUAUUUUGAAUUGUGUGAUGAAAAAGCACAAGGAGUUAAAUACUCUUGAGAAGGCUCCAUCACAGCAUAGAAAGAAAAUCAGUUCUGGUAGGUCAGAAGCUUCUUCAAGCAGUGAGAAGACAUCUACGGAAACUGUUGGCAUUGACAUUGGUGGCAGGUUUAUGACUUCAGGGAAGAAGAAAGCUCUGGUGAUCCGUCACCUCUAUGACGAAGAUGGUGUUGAAAUUCCUGAAGAUGCACGAACUGCAGAUACAGAUGUUAAUGAAGCAUUUGACGUGUGUGAUGUACAGGCAACUGAAAUAAGGAUUCCUGAAGGAAAGGAAGUUGAAAUCAAGUCUGAGCAACAGGGCAUAAAAGUUCAUCCUGAGAUUACUGUACUGCAGACUCGGCUUGCUGACUGCCAGGAAAAGCUUAAAAAACUGACUUGGAUAGAGAGUAGAUUAGACUCUUUGGAAGAAAAAGUGAAAGGAAAAAUACUGGUAAAUGAAAAAAGCUGGAGUAAUCUUCUAAGUCGUGUCACUCUUCUUGAAACAGAAAUGCUUUUGUCUAAAAAGAGUGGUGCAUACAAAGAGUUUAGUGAAGUGAAUGAAGACUGUGCUCCUAGUACUGACAUGGAUAUUCUGAAUCUUGAUAGAAACAAAGAGGAGGGGCAACCAAGUAUUCCUCUGCCCUCUGGCUGCAGUGCAGUGUCACCAGAUUCAGCUCCCCAAAAUUCGGUUGUUAAUUACUCUGGUUUGAAAGGAAUUUCAGAGGAAACAACAAUCCAGAAAAUUGAAAGGAUGAAAAAAAUGUUUGAAGAAACUGCAGAGUUACUGAAAUGUCCAAAUCACUAAUUACAGAAUUUUCUGCGUGAACUUCUUUAGGACUUGGCUACUGUCCAUGUUGUAUAUUUUAAGAAUUCUCUACAAAUUUUAAUAUGCUGCAACAUUUUUUAGUAAGAAUAUGAAUUCUACUUGGUAUCUGAGCUUUUUUCAUUCAAUAUUGAAUAAAUAAGUAAUUUUGCUCUA